AUGGAACCCGAUCAAUUGAAGGAGGAGAAGAUUAAUCUGAUCGAAGAGGAUCUCGAUGCCAUCCCCGAGCAGAAGGAGUACUCGGCUGUGGCCGAGGUGCUGGCCGAGUCGAUCGUCGCGGCCGAGAGCUUCUGGCACGCCACAGUCCGCUAUCUCAACUCCUUCGAUCAGCGACAUGCGGUGACGCAGAGAGCGUGGGAGAAGACGGCAGAGGUGGGUGGCAUGGCGAUGGCCAACCCCUAUGUGGCGAGCGCGGUGACAACGGUGACCGAGGGCGUCGAGCUCGCCAACACCAUCUACGCACAGACCCUGGAGCUCAUCCAGGAGAAGCGUCGCGGCCUCGCCGACAGCUUCUCUUCUUCUUCCUCGACCUCGAGUUCGACCUCUGCCGACGCCGACGCCGAAAGCCACAACUCUGUGGUGGUCGCCGUACACACCAACGACGACGAUCUGCACUACGAGCAGCUGCAGCAGGAGGAGCAGCAUGAGCAGGAGCAGCAAGCGUCGACUGAGCCAGAGGCGCUCGCGCUCGACAUUCAAGUCAAUCAUUGA
Molecule: messenger RNA, 552 nt
Organism: Acanthamoeba castellanii str. Neff
Lineage: Eukaryota; Discosea; Longamoebia; Acanthamoebidae
Exons: 3
Coding region: 1-552 (183 amino acids)
Source: RefSeq, a predicted model, not a curated record